AUGACAAGUACCGUCUCAAUGGAUAGGCCGCUUUCAAGAGGCCAAAAGAAAAAGCUCAAAUCGAAACGGAGGCAAGAAAGACUCACACGUCUCAUCGACAACCCUUCAGACCUCAGCAUUGUCCAAAUCAACGUCAACGCUGCGCCAGAGAGAUUCCAGGCGCUCAAAAAUUGGGUUUACAAUUGCGAUCACAGGGUUGACAUUCUCUGCCUCCAAGAUAUCCCUCUCAACAUCAGAGCCACUCAGUUUCCUGACCAUAUUCUUGCCUUUGGACCCAAUAACCCCGAGCUUCUCCCUCCAAAGACCAACGAUGAAGGGAAGACCAGAAAACGACAGGCGAUCCACAUCACGAACCAGUAUCUGGAGAAGGAGAAGCUACACGCAGUUGCUUACCUCAUACACAAGUCCAUCCCAGUAGCAGAUUGGGACGUUGAUUUCCAUGACGAUGUAAACAUUGGGUUGGCUGCCACACUGCUGCUUCGGAUUAGUGAUGAUCAAACCAUUGCAAUCCACAAUGUCUACAAUCAGCAGAAGAAUGUCAAGAUCCCGGAUCUUCUGCGGAGGGUCACUGCAACUGGUGAAGACUUUCUGGUCGGCGACUUCAACCUUCACCGUCCGUCAUGGAGUGGCGACAACGUAACCACGAUCGAGCCCCAAGCCAUCGAGCUCGCCAACGGCCUUGACGAGGCCGGCAUGGAGCUCUUGACUACCCGUAGUUUUCGCACCUACGCCAGAGGAAAACAUCUCACUGGCGAAUAUAGCUCUACCAUUGACCUUACCUACGCCAGCCCGUCUCUCAUCCCGUUUGUGCGCAAAUGGCAAUCGCCAGAUGUACCAGGCUUCGAUUCCGAUCACCGUGUCAUCAUGACCACAUUGAACCUCGAGGUCAACCGAGUUCCCAGCACCUACUACAUCUGGAAGCGCGCAGACCCCGACAAGUUCCGUGCGUGUGUUGGUGGGUCACUGAAACCCAUUGGGUUUCCGGCACUUACAACCCCCGCCAUGAUCGACAACUACGCCCGUAAGGUCGUUCAGGCAUUCGGUCCGGCAAUUGAGACGCUGGUACCUCUAGCGGCCCCGCCAGGGUCGAAGCGACCCAAGUCCCGGCCUAGCCUUGUCACUCAGCGAGCCCAGAAUCUUCUGAGACUUUCAGACGAGAAAGAGCGCAACGCUGGCGUCUCUACCGAAAGUCAGCAGCAUUACAAGGUCAAACGCUUUGCUCAAAACGUCAUUCGCAAAGAGCGCUCCGCUUCCUUCCAUCGCAUGCUCUCCCAAGACAUCGCGAAACGCAGAAGACUCUACUUUUGGGCCCGAAGGGGAGCGAGCUGGAACAAGAAGGCUCUCAUGCCCAUCCGACAGCUCAAGGCCAACAAUGUUACCCAUCGUACGCCUGAUGGCAUGGCUGGCUGCUUCAGACAGGCCAUGUGGCCAGACGGGACCAGUGACGAACAGCAAGUGCCCCCCGACCGACCACCGCCCGACGACUCCGACAAAGUUCCUUUCGUUGUUUCACAGGACUUGGAAAAGUCCGAGGUCAAGAGUCUGAUCACUGACGCGCCUAGUGGUAAGGCAGCAGGGCCAGACCUGUUGGCCUACGAGGGUAUGAAGAUGGCCCACGAGGAACUUUUGCCUUACCUUCACCACCUGUUUGCAGCCUGCCUCAAGCUCGGUCACCAUCCCGCUGCCUUCAAACAGGCUUGCACGGUAAUGCUGCGAAAGGGAGGCAAGGAUGACUACGAGCAGCCCAAGAGCUGGCGACCGGUCGCGUUGCUUCCCUGUAUGGGCAAGCUUCUCGAGAAGAUCUUCACCCAUCGGCUCAAACAGCUUGCUGUCGAGCACAACCUCCUCCCCGAUGUACAGUUUGGCACUCCCGGCAAGUGCACCACCAAGGCCCUGCAAUACCUGCUCAACAACGUCUACUACGCCUGGACUAACAAGAUCCGGCGACUGGCUACUAUCAUGGGACUUGACAUCACGGGCGCGUACGACAGGGUCGACCGGGUCAAGCUCAUGAGGAUUCUGCAGGAGACUGGCCUACCGGAAUGGAUGCUCAGUUUCAUCUGGUCCUUUCUUACCGAUCGCAUCACCGACAUGAGGCUCCCGGGCUUCACCUCAUCCAGCUUCUGGGUCAACAUGGGCAUUCCUCAGGGCAGUCCCUUGUCUCCCAUCCUCUUCCUUUUCUUCUCGAUGCCCAUUGUUGGUGCCGCCUCCGAGUACACUAACUCCAAGGUCAAGAUCUACCCCUUCGCCUACGUCGACGGUACCUCCCUGCUUGCCGUGUCCGAUGAUUUCGAAGACAACUGCAAGGCGCUGAAGGAAUGCCAUGACAGGAUCAUGGUAUGGGCCGAUUCGGUCGGCGUAUCUUUCUCGCCUCACAAAUACCACGUCAUGCACUUCUAUCCUCCUCGUGGCCAAGUUAAGGCUUGUACCCUGAUGCCGAAGAUCCCCGGACUUGAGGGAAACAGGCCCGAAGCUUCAAUACGAAUUCUGGGUGUUGAGGUCGACAACAAGCUCAAUUGGCAAGCACACGUUUUUGGGCUGGGUGCAAAGGUCAACGCUAAGAUGAACGACAUCGCUCGAAUCUGUAAUACAACUGCAGGUCCCGACAUGAUAGCCUUGAGGCAGCUCUACAUCACCACCGUUCGACCGAUCAUAUCACACGGCUGCGGCGCUUGGUUCAUAUAUGGGGAGGACAAGGUCAAGUAUCAGAUCACGAGGGAACUCGGACGCUAUCUGGGCAGGAUUCAAAACCAAUGCCUGAGGAUAGUCACUGGAGCACUCGCUCGUACCAAGGGGCGAGCAGUCAACAAGGAGGUAUAUGUUGAAGACAUCCUCGUGUACCUGGAUAGGGUCGCGACAGUGCAGAGAGCGCGCGCUCUAGACACUCCAGACCACGAAAGGCUUCGCAGAAUCCGACGGCAGGGCAGGAAGCCAGCCGAGUUUGACCUCCAUCCAUACCACGCGCUGGACCACGCAGCCAGAUACCUUUUGGAGAGAGCUAACGAGUCGUGUAGGGACAGUUCACCCAACAAUGUGAGGAAGGCGAUGGCCAAGAUUGCCAAGCAGGACUCGCACGAGAUGUCAUGCAAGAUCUGGAACCGGCACGUCGAAGAACGCAAUAAUGGGCUUUCACGAUUUCGCAGCGCAGCCGACAUGGACAAGGCUGGAUGGGGACCUCACAACCUCAAGCGCUACCGCGGCCUGUCUCGAGCACAAAGCACGAUGCUGAUACAGUGCCGAACCGGUUACAUCGCCCUCAACAAGUACUUGCACUGGAUUAAUGCCUACGAGAGUCCGCUUUGUGAUUGCGGAGCCGCCGACGAGACCGUCUUCCACGCGUUCAUCCAGUGCGAGAUGCUAGCGACAGCCCGAAUAGAGCUGUACACUGCACUCGGACACCGAGACUUCUACCGGAUGCUGUCCGAGAAGCCCGAGGUCGCUGCCGACUGGGCGAUAACGCAUUUCGAAAUCCCCCAGUUCGAGUGCGCCAAGCAGGACUCCAGAUUCAAUUCGCGUGGAUUUACGGGAGAGCGACAUGAUUUACAUGUCCCAAGUGUUACUUAUCUGUGUUUUUCCUCAACUUGUGUUCCUCAUACUGCGUUGUCUUGCGACCUGAUCCAAUCUAUUACUAACCCGCCGAGCCAGCUUCGGUCCGCUAACAUUUACAGUUUUUCCCCCGACGCCAAAACCUUCAUUUCCCAAUUUGCCUUUUUCCCCCUCUUUCCCCCCUCACUUCCCCUCCUUCACUUCGCGAUAGCCCUCGAUUCCCACGAUACAACAUUCACAUCCCCUGUUCGACCACUGCGACCGCGCAUUUCAACUCGAAGAACCACGACCAGUAUGGACCGUUGCCGCCGCCCGAUGUGA
Fusarium mangiferae is the source of this 3867-nucleotide messenger RNA. RefSeq lists its product as uncharacterized. The record is from RefSeq and is a predicted model, not a curated record. Gene Ontology annotation, molecular function: catalytic activity. The transcript is spliced from 9 exons. Bases 1 to 3867 code for a protein of 1288 amino acids. NCBI's taxonomy places the organism in Eukaryota, Fungi, Ascomycota, Sordariomycetes, Hypocreales, Nectriaceae.